CGUAAAAGUCCAAUACAAUGGCCGUCUGUCGCUUAGCCGUUGAGUUUCAGUUUCCGCUCCAUAUCGGAAUUCUACAUGUUCUAGUGAAAAAGCCCUAGAAUCUUCGACUGACCUCUCUCUUCACAGAGCCGAUCGACUCAAUCGCGCCAUGAGCGACUCUCUGAGCCCUUCCUCAGAUGAUUCGGCGUCGAUCGCUUCCGCAGAUCAGAAUGUAGGGAGAAGUCGAAGAAGCGGCGAUGGUAGUCACGGUCUCGGUCGCAGUCAUACAGUGACUACCGAGCCGUUGAGGCAUUGGAGGGAUGUGUUCUGGUUGACUGUAUUUAUUGUGCAUUUGAUCGGUUUGGGGUUGAUUCUGGCGGUUCUUGGACUCAAUAGGUUUAGGAAAACGGAUAGGCUUAAAAUUGAUAGGUUCACCACCAGACUUUCUGAGAAUAGUAAGGGCUUGACGGAGAAUUAUUGGCCGCUCUAUGCUGUUGCUGGCGGAGUUGGGACGUUUCUUGGAUGGGCAUGGUUAUUGCUGCUCGGUUCUCGUGCCAAUCAAAUGAUGAAGGUUUCUGUCCACAUUUUGACCACUUAUCUUGCGGUUAUUAGCGUCCUGUGUUUCUGGGGUGAACAGUUUUUCUGGGGGGUUGCUUUUGCUAUUGGCGCUGCUCUGCAAUUCUUGUAUGUCAUAUCGGUUAUGGAUAGACUUCCAUUUAGCAUGCUGGUGCUCCAAAAAGCUGUGAAGUUGGUAUGGAAUCUCCCAGAAGUUAUGAGAGUGGCAUAUGCAUUCAUGCUGGUCAUGCUUUUAUGGAUGGCAAUAUGGUCUUUUGGAGCAUCAGGUGUUGUGGCUUCAAGUAUAGGUGAUAGUGGACGCUGGUGGCUUCUUGUGGUGUUCUCGGUGAGCUUAUUUUGGACAGGUGCAGUCCUUUGUAAUACUGUACAUGUUAUUGUGUCUGGAAUAGUGUUUCUUGUUCUCAUCCAUGGUGGUCCAGAGGCUGCACCAAUGCCUCCCAAUUCAUUGAUGAAGUCUCUACGAUAUGCUGUGACAACAUCUUUUGGCAGCAUCUGCUAUGGAUCAUUGUUUACAGCUGCAAUAAGGGCAUUGCGAUGGGAGAUUAGGGGAUUCCGGUCUAAGAUUGGCAACAAUGAGUGUUUGCUUUGUUGUGUUGAUUUCCUGUUCCAUCUUGUGGAGACCCUUGUCCGGUUUUUCAACAAGUAUGCCUAUGUUCAGAUAGCUGUUUAUGGAAAAAGCUUUAAUCACUCAGCGAGGGAUGCUUGGGAAUUAUUCCAAUCAACUGGUGUUGAAGCACUCAUAGCCUAUGAUUGUUCAGGUGCUGUGCUACUGAUGGGCACCGUUCUGGGUGGGCUUAUUACAGGAACUUGCUCAGGAGUCUGGACAUGGUUUAGGAAUAGCGACAGAGUGAUUAUGGUGGGAUCUACUGCUAUGUUGAUGGGAAUGAUCCUGGUGGGACUUGCAAUGGUUGUGGUGGAAAGUGCUGUUACAUCCAUAUACAUUUGCUAUGCAGAAGACCCCUUAUUGAUCCAUAGAUGGGAUGCUGAGUUCUUCAACCAGAUGUCAGAGACGCUGCACCAGCGUCUCCAGUAUAGGAGCGCCCGGGUCAGGGAAGUAUUAUCUCAAAAUCAGCUCGACGGCCACAUCCAAGAAUCAAUUCCUGUGUGAAUAAUUAUACUCUUGUUUAGAAAACGCAUAAUGUUUUCAAUCUUAAUUUAUUCAUCCAAAAUAUAUGAAGAAGAGCGUUUGUCCGUUCCAGUUUUGUUUGAACUCUUCACCAUUGUUAUGAUUUUUGUUCUUUCCC
This is a messenger RNA of Vitis riparia (riverbank grape), 1799 nucleotides long. RefSeq names its product CTL-like protein DDB_G0274487. Lineage: Eukaryota; Viridiplantae; Streptophyta; Magnoliopsida; Vitales; Vitaceae. Bases 149 to 1663 code for a protein of 504 amino acids. The transcript is spliced from 7 exons. Gene Ontology annotation, biological process: transmembrane transport. Gene Ontology annotation, molecular function: transmembrane transporter activity. The record is from RefSeq and is a predicted model, not a curated record. Gene Ontology annotation, cellular component: membrane.